CAUGUCAUCUGCUGCUCUGCAUGUGUCCGGAUUUACUCCCAUCAAUAUAAGAGUCAGACUGUCACACAAACGUACUAACGUUGGCUUGCUACAUUUGGAACUCAUGAGAGCUGACAUCGAUUUGAGGAUUGAGGGGUUUUAGCGUAGAUCAUCCACCAUCCAUCAUACCAUUGCAGCUGAAAUGUUUAAAGAUGAGUUCUAUGGUGUCAGGUGGUCUGGUGAAAGAUGAGGAGGAAGAGGAGGAAGAGGAAAAAGAAGGCGAGAGUAUGAACCCCACAGAGGUGAAAAUGAGUCAGAUAGUGAUGCCGUGUCACAGUAACCCUCGUCAGGAGCUGAGCGUUGGACAACUGCUCAAAUGGAUAGACUCCACUGCCUGCCUCUCUGCUGAGCGACAUGCUGGAAGUCCCUGUGUCACUGCUUCGAUGGAUGACAUCCAUUUUGAACACACCAUCAGUGUGGGUCAAGUGGUGAACAUCAAAGCAAAGGUCAACAGAGCGUUUAACACCAGUAUGGAGGUGGGUAUACAGGUGAGCUGUGAGGACCUGUUCACUGACCGUCACUGGAGAGUUUGUCAUGCUUACGCCACUUUUGUAACCCAGCGCACAAACAAUGGAAAAAAGAUAACCUUGAAGCCCAUUGUACCUCAGACUCAGAAAGAGCAGGUUGAAUACAGCGUAGCAGCUGAGAGACGGAGGGUGAGGAUGGUACAUGAUGACAUCAUCAGAGAUCUGUUAUCCCAUGGCUCGAUCCAGCAAGUUAACUCAGCAGUAGGCAAUGCAGUGGCAGCAGAGAAGACCAAGGUGGAGAGUGUUGAACUGGUUCUACCCCCACAUGCUAACCAUCAGGUGAAUACAUUUGGAGGACAGAUCAUGGCGUGGAUGGUGAAUGUAGCUACGAUUGCUGCCAGUCGUCUGUGUCAGGCUCAUCCGACUCUUCGCACCAUUGACAUGUUCACUUUCAGAGGCCCUUCUCAAGUUGGAGACAAUCUGCUGCUGAGAUCUAUAGUCAACAACGCCUUUAAAAACAGCAUGGAGGUGGGGGUGCGAGCAGAGGCCUACCAGGAGGAGGGACCUAACCGACACAUAAACUCAGCCUUCAUGACAUUUGAGGUUCUUGAUGACCAUGAGAAGCCAUGUAUGCUGCCAUGGAUACGACCUGAACCCUUAGAGGGGGAGAGGAGGUUUCAAGAAGCCAUAGCCAGGAAGAAGAUCAGAUUAGACAGGAAGUAUAUCAUUUCCCGUACGCAGAGUGACGUCCCUCUGUCUGUACCUUGGGACCCCAGAAACCAGGUGUAUCUGAGCUAUAACAAUGUGUCUGCUCUGAAGAUGUUGGCUGCUAGAAACAACUGGCGCCUCAGUUCUGAGAAAGACAAGGUUCGUCUUUACACUCUGGAGGAGAAGUCCAUGCUGAGUUUCAGGGUGGAGUCAGAGGUGGAUGUUCCUGCUCACAGAGCCUUUGGUCUGUUGGCUGAGCUAAGCAGAAGACCGAGCUGGGACACACAUUAUCAGAAAUGUGAGCUGAUUUACCGAGUGGAUGAUGAUGACUUCCUGUAUCGUGUGGUUACUCCAUCAGUUUAUCAUGGUGCUGUAGGUUCCACAACUUCCAUCAGUCAGGCAGAAGGAAUUCUCCAGGACUUCAUCUUGUUGGCUUCCAAGAGGAAGCCGUGUAGCAGUGGAGAUCCGUACGUUAUUGCUCUGCGUUCAGUGACUCUGCCCACUCACCCUCCGACUGAAGAAUAUAACAGAGGGGAGGUUCUGUGUGCUGGAUUUACCAUCCUGGAGACCAAAAACAACAUGUCUCUGAUCAGAUACUAUAACCAGGCGUCUCCAGAGGUCCUUCCCUACAUCUCCACUGAUAUCGCUGGCCUCUCAUCUUCUUUUUACCACACGUUUUGCUCGUGUAGCCAGUACCUUACUCAGAACAGGGUGCAGUUUACCUCAGAGGAGCAAACUGAGCAAAAUUUGUCAGGGCAGCAAACCACGAAUAAAGGCAGACCCCCCCUGUGAGAAUGGAGCAGACACUCUGUCAGUGGGUUUCCACAGCACACAGCUGUAGACAGUCAAUGGUACUUGUCAGGCCAGUUUACUUUAAAAAGUGUACGGUGAGGUGAGUCUGCUGCAGCAAGAUAUGAUUAGUGAACAAAAGAGGAUAUUUGCAGAUAUAGGAAAAGAUAAAUUAGAAAAGAUUACAAUAAAGUGAGUUAAGUAAAACUAUGCUGUAUACAUGUAAUGCUUUUAAUAAGCACAACUGGUUGAAAGACAGACCUAAUUUUAAAAAGUCUCAUUCACUAUAAAUUGUUUAGUUAGGAGCAGUGAAGCCAAAACACCUUGACUUGGCUACCUGCAGUACAGGUCAUCAACCCCACUUAAAAAAUGGUAGCAGGUGGCACAUUGACCGAACUGAGAGGUCAAAGUACACGUGAACCACAUUACUCCCAAAGAAAGUUUCUGUCAUUUUAGGUAGUUCUCAUGACACUGAUGUGUGUUCAUGUUUCUGAUAAGUUCUGUUUUAAUGAUUCGAUGUUAUAAAACUGGGUGAAACAGUAUGAUUGACCAAUGAAACUGACUUGCAAUUGAUCAGGUGGGUGUAUUGAUAAACAGACAUUGAUUUGGACACAGAAUUGUCACCUGCAUCACACAGGGUCAGAAACAUUUUUCAGUCUUUUUUGUAAUAUAUGGCAGUCGCUCAUAAACUCUAUCUGGCACCCUUAAACAUUGGAAUUACUUUGAGACACACUACAGUGGCAUUAAGUGGGGUGAAUUGCCUCCAUUUGCUGAUUGCAGUUGGCACAAGCUAGCUUCCAUCAUAGGAGUUUUAUUGGAAUUCAAACGAUUUAAAACAAAAGGUGUUUGCUCUGUGUUCUUCCAAUCUCAAUUUGAAUGUUAACUACAUAUGAUAAUUUGAUUUUGUUGUGGCAUUUUAUCUUGGAGUAUAAAGAAUUAAUAAUAGUGACCAAA
This is a messenger RNA of Hippoglossus stenolepis (Pacific halibut), 2957 nucleotides long. RefSeq names its product acyl-coenzyme A thioesterase 11. Lineage: Eukaryota; Metazoa; Chordata; Actinopteri; Pleuronectiformes; Pleuronectidae. The coding region runs from base 192 to 2006 and encodes 604 amino acids. Gene Ontology annotation, cellular component: extracellular exosome. The transcript is spliced from 17 exons. The record is from RefSeq and is a predicted model, not a curated record. Gene Ontology annotation, molecular function: thiolester hydrolase activity; lipid binding.